AUGCAGUUGUGUCCCAAGGAGCUUGACAAGCUCGUCAUCUCGCAGCUUGGCCUGCUCGCCCAACGUCGCCUGGCACGCGGUGUCAAGCUGAAUCACGCUGAAGCUACUGCCUUGAUUGCGAACAACCUCCAGGAACUCAUCCGCGAUGGCAACCACACCGUCGCCGACCUCAUGUCGAUUGGCAAGACGAUGCUGGGCCGCCGCCACGUGCAGCCUUCAGUCGUCUCGUCGCUGACCGAGUUGAUGGUCGAGGGCACCUUUCCCACAGGCACCUAUCUGGUCACUGUCCACCAUCCCGUCUCCACCGACGAUGGCGACCUGGCAAAGGCCCUGUAUGGGUCCUUCCUGCCCAUACCCUCCGACGACAUGUUCCCGCUGCCCGACGGGGCCGCAUACGAAGACACCAAGCAGCCGGGCGCCAUCGUGGCUGUCAAGGGCGAGAGCGGGACCAUCAGGCUGAACGAGGGGCGCAAGAGGAUCAGGCUGAGGGUCAAGAGCACGGGAGACCGGCCAAUCCAGGUCGGAUCGCACUACCACUUUAUCGAGACGAAUCCCCAACUACAGUUUGACCGCGUGCGAGCGCAUGGCUACCGACUUGACAUCCCCGCCGGCACCUCGGUUCGCUUUGAGCCGGGCGACACAAGGACCGUCACGCUUGUUCAAAUCGGCGGCAACCAGAUCAUCAAGGGCGGAAACCUCAUUGCGUCUGGCUUCAUCGGCGAUCUGUCCGUCGCCAAUGGCAUUCUGGAGAAGCUGCAGGCUGGAGGAUUCCUCCAUGAGCCCGAACCGAUGGGCGAUGCUGCUCACAUUGACAUGUGCACCAUGGAGCGACAGGCCUACAUUACCAUGUUUGGUCCGACAACUGGCGACCUCGUCAGGCUGGGCGCCACCGACUUGUGGAUCAAGGUUGAAAAAGACAUGACCAAGUAUGGCGACGAAUGCGCAUUUGGAGGAGGAAAGACGCUGCGAGAGGGCAUGGGCCAGGCUGGAGGCCGAUCAGACAAGGAGUCGUUGGAUACCGUCAUUACAAAUGCUCUGAUUGUCGACUGGUCUGGAAUCUACAAGGCUGAUAUUGGAAUCAAGGACGGCAUGAUUAUUGGCAUUGGCAAAGCAGGCAAUCCCGAUGUCAUGGACGGCGUGGACCCCAACUUGGUUGUUGGCGCCUGCACCGAUGUCAUAGCCGGCGAACACAAGAUUAUCACGGCGGGUGGUUUUGACACGCACAUUCACCUCAUCUGCCCACAGCAAGCAUACGAGGCUAUAGCAUCGGGUAUCACUACUAUGCUCGGCGGUGGCACGGGGCCCAGCACUGGUUCGAACGCGACAACAUGUACGCCUGGCAAGACACACAUCAAGCAGAUGCUGCAAGCGAUUGACCAACUGCCUCUCAAUUACGGCAUCACGGGCAAGGGCAAUGAUGCAGAACUUCGACCACUGCAGCAACAGGCGGAAGCUGGUGUCUGCGGUCUCAAGUUGCACGAGGACUGGGGGACCACGCCCGCCGCCAUUGACGCUUGUUUGACCGUUUGCGACGAGUACGAUAUUCAGACGCUCAUUCACACGGAUACACUGAAUGAAUCUGGCUUUGUCGAGUCGACUAUUGCCGCUUUCAAGGACCGAACCAUUCACACAUACCACACCGAGGGUGCUGGCGGAGGCCACGCUCCUGAUAUCAUCAGCGUAGUCGAGCACGACAACGUCCUGCCAUCCUCGACCAAUCCUACCAGACCAUAUACCCGCAACACUCUGGACGAGCAUCUUGACAUGCUUAUGGUAUGUCACCAUCUAUCCCGCAAUAUUCCCGAAGAUGUCGCCUUUGCCGAGUCGCGUAUCCGUGCCGAAACCAUUGCCGCAGAAGACGUUCUUCAUGACCUUGGCGCCAUCUCCAUGAUGUCGUCCGAUUCACAGGCCAUGGGUCGCUGUGGCGAAGUCAUCCUCCGCACAUGGAACACGGCACACAAGAACAAGGUGCAGCGCGGUACUCUCAAGGAAGACGAAGGCACUGAUGCCGACAACUUCCGCGUCAAGCGAUACAUUAGCAAGUACACUAUCAACGCCGCCAUUGCCCAGGGCAUGAGCCACCUCAUUGGUAGUGUCGAAGUCGGCAAACUCGCCGACCUCGUUCUCUGGACUCCAGCCAAUUUUGGCGUAAAGCCAAGUUUGGUCAUCAAGAGCGGAUUCUGCUCAUACGCUCAAAUGUAUAUGAAUCGACUAACACACGUCCAGGGCGACCCCAACGCCUCGAUCCCUACCGUCGAGCCCGUCAUCAUGCGCCCCAUGUUUGCGCCUCUAGUCCCCGCAUCCAGCAUCACAUUUGUCUCGCAAGCAUCCAUUGCAUCGGGCGUCGUGCAAUCGUAUGGCCUGCGCAAGCGCGUCGAGGCCGUCAAGAAUUGCCGCAAAAUCGGCAAGCGAGACAUGAAGUUCAACGACACAAAGCCGAAAAUGAGAGUCGAUCCUGAGCGGUAUACCGUCGAGGCGGAUGGAGAGGUGUGUGCGGCUGAGCCGGCGGAAACACUGCCUCUUACGCAGGCUUAUUUUGUGUAUUAA
This is a messenger RNA of Exserohilum turcica Et28A, 2547 nucleotides long. RefSeq lists its product as uncharacterized. Gene Ontology annotation, biological process: urea catabolic process. The record is from RefSeq and is a predicted model, not a curated record. NCBI's taxonomy places the organism in Eukaryota, Fungi, Ascomycota, Dothideomycetes, Pleosporales, Pleosporaceae. Gene Ontology annotation, molecular function: urease activity; nickel cation binding. The transcript has 6 exons. Gene Ontology annotation, cellular component: urease complex. Bases 1 to 2547 code for a protein of 848 amino acids.